Messenger RNA from Anoplopoma fimbria (sablefish), 4898 nucleotides. RefSeq names its product centrosomal protein 63 (gene cep63). The record is from RefSeq and is a predicted model, not a curated record. Gene Ontology annotation, cellular component: centriole. NCBI's taxonomy places the organism in Eukaryota, Metazoa, Chordata, Actinopteri, Perciformes, Anoplopomatidae. Bases 293 to 2053 code for a protein of 586 amino acids. The transcript is spliced from 14 exons. Gene Ontology annotation, biological process: de novo centriole assembly involved in multi-ciliated epithelial cell differentiation; centriole replication.
UGAAACUAGCUAACGGGAGCUACUAACGUUUGCUAACCAUGUUAUAAACUUUAUGUGUGUCCUAAACUUCAAGUUAGGCUUUGCCACAAUGUUGUUGUAACUUUAGAACUUAACUGCUGUCGUUGCAGCUUAGUUAACGUUGUCACAGAGGUUGCUAGGUGAGGCAACCACAGCUAACUAGAGGUUUUAAGUUAACUUCGAGCUUUGAUAAACACUGACGGCAUCACUUCCAACCAGAUGGAGCCUUCGUUGGGGUCUCUGCAGAAUCCAGACCUAAGAGCUUCAGGAGCUGAUGAGACAAAUUGACAUCAUGAUCAACCAUCAGAAGAGGGAAUGGGAGGCUGAGAUUCAGGCCAUGGAGCUCAAGCUGAAAAGUGGGGAAGAGGAGCUGUUGACUUCCAGGAAUCUGGUUGAACGGAGGGACCUGGAGAUUGGAUUGCUCCACAAGCAGCUAGAAGAGGUCCAGCCUUGUCGACAAGAGUUAGUGAAUAAGUACGAACAGCAGCUGCAGCGAGUCCGGGAAGAGUUAGAUAAGUUAAAGAGAAGUUAUCUCAAGCUUCAGCGCAAACAGCUCAAGGAGACCAGUGGAGGAGCAAAAAGGCAAGAGGCAGACCGCUCAGAGGUGACCCGACUCAAUGAAAAGAUUGAGGACUAUCAACAGUGCUCUUUAGAAUGGGAGCAGCAGCGUAUCCAAUACCAAAAACAACUGACAGCGCUGGAGGCCCAAAACAAGAGCCUGAUUGAUGAGCUCACACACAUGAAAUCCCAGUGGGCGCAAAAGGAGAGGGAGCAUAGAGGGUGCUGUUCAGAGGUGCAGCAUGUGCGUAUGCAGCUGGAGAAGGCUCAGGGCAGCAUGCACUCCCAGGAGCUCGAACUUGAACGCCUCCGACCGCUGGAGAUGUGGCUGGGACAGUACCACAGAGAGCAGCAGGUCCUUUCAGAGGAAAGGGAGGAACUCCACGCCUCGCUGGACUCCCAGGAUACGUUUGUCCGGAGAGCCAGCCUCGAACGCCAAAGGCUUCGUAAUGAAGCUGCCAGACUCAACCAAGCACUGCAAGCUAAAGAUCAAGUCAUUCGCUCUCUAGAGGACUGCCUGGCAGCUCAGGGCUGUGCUGGUGUGGAAACCCUUAGCCAAGAUCUGGAGAAGACUGCAACCAAGCUCCACUGUGCCAAAGCAUGUGAGGCUCAUCUCAAGGCCGAGCUGAAGUGUCUCAAAGACAGACUGGAGAAGGAGAGCAGACAGAGAGCUGAGGCACAAUGCAACUCCUCUGUUGCUGAAAUGAAAAAGCUCAGAGAAGAUCUCCAAAGGGCCAGGCAGACCCACAGCGGCGAGCUGGAGGGAAUGAGGAAGGAGGUGUCCAAGUUGACGGCUGAGCUGCACCAACGUGACGCCUCCAUCGCCGCCGUGAAGGGCUCCUCAUCCACCAUCAUACAGCAGCUCCGUGGCGAGGCGGAGCGGGCGGAGCAGAAGGCGGCUGAGCUUAAAAUGACUCAGGCACAGCUGGAGACUCUUCAGACUGAGAACCAGCAUCUGAAGGGUCUGCUCCAGAGGCUGGAGUCUCAAUCACCGAAGAGGGGGGAUUCCUCGCUUCCUUCCCUGAGGGAAAGCUACGUGUCGUCUCUGAGCAGCAUGGAACAAGAGAACCGGCAGCUAAGGCAGGCGAUUGGAGAGAUGCAGGCCCGACUCGAGGUCUCCAACCAGACCUGUCAAGACCGAUAUGAACGAGCCCUGCUCAGCCACGCCAUGACGGACCAACCACAACCUGCUCCGGACAGCAAUGAAGAUACCAGACAUCCCAAACACAGGGAGGAGAUGCAGAGAGAGUCCAGGGAAAACAUCACGUCCUCUCCUACAGUGGAGUCUCUGUCAGUGUCACCGGUUGACGGCAUGCUCUCUCAUUUCCUGGAUAAAGAGAGCUUUCUGGCCGAGGCGCUGGUCCAGAGACUGGACACCCACGUCCAGGGAUUGACAGAAAACAGCAUCAGGAUAGUGUCCAAGUACCUGCCAAGUGGCUCAGAGUCUGCCCAGACCUCAGCAAAGAAUGGUUACUGAUGGAGCGAGGUGGAAUAAAUCUGCGGGGGAAAGGUGCCUUGAACAGCAAUGUGGAAGACUGUGCUCUUGUGUGCGAUGGCGAAUGACAUUUGACCUCAUUUGACUGAACUUAAGAGACGUCUAUUUUAUAUGCAAAGUUUUAGCUUUACUAAGCCUUUGCCUUUGACUCCACCAAACUGUCAGAGCAUCGUUACCAUGGAGCCCACACUGUCAGUAACUGCACACGCUGAAGAAAAUAUUAUCUAGUUUUUGGAAAAACAAAAAAGGAACAUACAGAAGAGUCUACAAUAUGUGUUUAGGAUAUAUCCAGGAUGUAAAACUGAUUCAGCAGUGAAAACAGGUUAACAAGAUAAAGAUAGAAGCUAAAGCUACAGAUCACAGUGUAACAGUGAACCAUUCCUUCACCUGCUGAUCAAGACAGAAGACAUCAAAUUAAGGAACAACCCUGUUCCUGUAGAGCAGGGAAGCACUUUAUUCACUGUUAAAAUCAUUAAAAAGCAAAAGCAGCAUGUGUACACAUUCAGUAUACCUUCAGUAGCUAGCGUAGCAUAGACCUGCUGACGCUAGUUAAUGAUGUGCUAACUGCUUAUGUUAGCUCCACAGGUUUUUAGGUAGAAAUGUGUAUAUAUAUCGCCUUCCAAAAUCUCCAGGUAGAGACUAUCACUAUUACACAGCGUUUAACCAUGAUUAGCUCCAACUAGCCUGAAAAUGAAGAAAACCUGAAACAAUCGCAUGAGAGUCUAUGGAGCAGAGACUAUUAGAUGUCAGUCCCCGGUCGAGCUGGCCGAUGCUAUGCUAUGGUUGGCCAAACUGCCAGACUUAGCAAAGGGAUGGCCAGAAGAAGAGGAAUUGCACCGCAGAGUGCAAGAGUGUUUUUUAUAGGAACUGUCAAAAGGAGCAAUUGUAAUUCAACAGUUCCAGUCUGUACAGGGCUUUAGCCUGCGCUAUGACCUCACACACACCCUGGCCCACUCCGUCCCCACCGUGAAGGCCUUAAUGCAUGAGGUAACACACAGGACAUAGUAUUAGUGUUGCGUAGCUGAUUAGAUCAGAUUGUUAGCAUGUGACUUUUUUUUCUUAUCUUUAUCAUGUAUUUAUUUUAUCUGUGUUUUUCACUAGAGGAACAUUUUUGUCCCGUAGCAUCAAGCUUAUCCAAAGGUUGACUGAUUAAACGCUUUGCAUCACUUCAUGUCUUAUUCAGCUUACAAGCAUAGCAUACUGUCCCUUGCAACAAAGGCCAUGUCAUCGGUGUUUGUAAUCCAAAUAAAAGAUAACAGAAAGACGAACAAACUAGACUACCAUUUGACAGCCUGGAGAAGCUGUUUAAAAGGUCUAAUUAUGGGCUGGUACAGUUUUGCUUUGCUUUUCGCUGCCAUUGUUUUUGCUUUAGGGCUGGCAAUUGUUUUAAUCAUCAAUUAAUCUGCCAAUCGUUUUUACUCAUAAAAUCUUUAUUUGUUCAGUUUAUAAAGCUUCCGAAAAAUGUUCAGUUCAUUUUCAGUAAACUAAGGAGAAGCGGAAAAUCCUCUCAUUUGAGAAGCUGCAACCGCUUAAGUUCUGCUUUAUUUAAAUUUGUUGGUGCAUUUUUGCCUUUUAUGUGACAUUAUAAAGACUGAGAUUGGAAAUGGGGGUAGAGAGAUUAGCAUGACAUAGAGAAACAUUCCAUGACUUGAAUCAAACCCUGGACAUUGAUGUACUGUGGCAUGCGCUGUAACGACAAUCAAAACAGUUUAUUCAUUUUCUGAUGCUCUUCCUUUCUAUAUUCAAAUAAUAGUUUCAGCUCCAGUCAGCUUGUAAUCUUUUGGAAUUGCGAAAAUAGAAGAAACCUGCACUAUAUUCGUGAAUUAGUGUCACAGACUGCUUCUGUCGCAAAUUCAAGCUCAAGGACAUAACGCAAACGGAAGGUUGUGAUGGUCAGCAACAGCUCAACUGUAUUGACUGCUCAUAAUUUUAAUUUUUUCAUUUGAGUUAAGCCAAAUAGUGUCAGAAACGCCAGAUGUGUGGUCUCUUCUCAUGACGUUUUAUGUGUUGUUGCAUUCCAUUGCAGCCCCGAUGACAUCUGACCUCCCUGUGAUGCAGUUGGUAACUGUGCUUGAUUUCCUGCACGUUCACUUUUCGAUCCAUCUGAGCUGACUUCAACAUACUGCGAGGAGGCCUUGUUGUUACCCACCUGUCUGUCACUGCUGGAUUUUAUUAUAAAAACCACGGAGGAAAUACGCCUCAGCCGUGCUUUUAAUCGAUUGAAACAGCCUGAAGGAAUUCUGGACCACUCAUAUUUAUGUGACCUUACAUAACUGCUUGCUGAAUCCCACCUGGAUUACUUGCUGUGGAGGGUCCUUUUACACUUUUCCCUGUAGGACGCUGCACAUUCCAAUUUAUCAAGUUGCCUGGAACUCUGUGUUAACACAUUUUUGCAUUUACAUCCAGAGAAAAGAAUGUUGCUGUGAGCCAAAGGAGCGUCCGUCCUCCCUGCACGCCUGUCCUAACUGUGAAAAAUACCACAUAUGUACAUGUCUGUCCAGACAUCCUGGACAGCAGGGAGGGAGAGGAGGCAGCUUUAUGCUGUAGCUCUCCUCAUGGUCUCUCAAACCCCCCCCACACCACCACCUCCACCAUCGCCGCCCUGCAGAGGCCCUCUGGCUAGUCAAGUGCAGGAAUGCAUGCACUAUGCCAAUGCUGUCAUGAACCUUCCCCUGCGGCCCUCUUUGUCCUCAUCAUUAGAAAGCUGUUGGAAUGUUAAUAUCAACCAUGUGGGGCGCUCAACCUCACAAACACUGAAAGGCCAUGGGGGGAAUAGUUCUAUUUUACUGCUUCCCUAAUGAAGGACACUGAUAGAAUGGAAAUAAAA